Messenger RNA from Haliotis rufescens (red abalone), 7212 nucleotides. Its product is annotated as inositol polyphosphate 5-phosphatase K-like. NCBI's taxonomy places the organism in Eukaryota, Metazoa, Mollusca, Gastropoda, Lepetellida, Haliotidae. The transcript has 12 exons. The record is from RefSeq and is a predicted model, not a curated record. Bases 265 to 1503 code for a protein of 412 amino acids. Gene Ontology annotation, cellular component: plasma membrane; cytoplasm; ruffle. Gene Ontology annotation, biological process: phosphatidylinositol dephosphorylation. Gene Ontology annotation, molecular function: phosphatidylinositol-4,5-bisphosphate 5-phosphatase activity.
ACACAAUGUAAUGACGUAGAACACACGGGUACUUCCAAGUGACUUCUUUCAAAACAACGUUUGCACAAAGUCUUGUUGCAAACUUUCUCUCAUCAAUGUUAUAACCUACAAAAUAUAAUUGACAAUAUAGCAAGAAUGUCAAUCGCUAAAAUGCACUAAGUACAGAGCUUCCCACUUUGCCAUUCAAUAAGUUUGAACAUCAAUUUCCCUCCGUAUCUGGAUAUACAAUUUCACGGUAGAACGGAAUAAGGAAAUCACAACGUUAUGGCGAAGAAGCUGCCUUGUAAGCAAAUGAGACUUUAUCUAUGUACCUGGAAUGUUGGAGGAUCCAAACCGGCUGUAGACUUUACAGAUGUCCUUGACCUGGAGAAUUCCAAGCACCCUGAUCUGUAUUGUAUUGGUCUGCAGGAGAUUGACGUGCAUGACCUGAGUCUGGAGGAGCACCCGUGGAGCAAGGCGCUCACCACCUGUCUAGGAAGUAGAGGAUAUGUCAAGUUGAAAGGCCGUCGGAUGCGGGGCGUGAUGACCAUUGUUUUUGCUCGGAGGGCCUUACUGUCUCAUAUCACCAGCAUUGAAGCCGAGGCCACCAAAACAGGCUUGGGGGGAUGGUGGGGCAACAAGGGCGGGGCCAGCGUACGGCUGGACUUGUUCGGGAUGAAUCUCAUCAUUGUUAAUGCUCACCUUGCUGCUCACAGGGAAAACAUACAGGAGAGAAUUAUUGAUUUUGACAGCAUCUUGGAUAGUCAGAAGUUCAAGGAUGAAGAUGUGGACAAUAUUCUAGACCACGACUAUGUUUUCUGGAUGGGAGACCUCAAUUUCCGUCUUGAAGACUUGACCUAUGAAGGAGCCAUACGUCACAUUGAGAAAGGAAAUCUAACUAAACUGCUCACAUAUGACCAGCUGAUACAGUGUAAGGAAGAGAGACUGAUCUAUGAAGACUUUGAAGAAGGCAGGAUUACAUUCCCCCCAACAUACAAGUUUGACAAAGGGACAGACACGUAUGAUACCAGUAAGAAGAAGCGUGUCCCUGCUUGGUGUGAUCGCAUCCUGUGGCACGCCCACCAUGAGAGUUAUGGAACUGUCAGCCUCGAAGUCAAGCAGCUGGACUACAGGAGUCACCCUCAGUACAAGAUCAGUGACCACAAGCCUGUCACGUCACAGGUGGACAUACAGGUGUUUGGCAAGCCGCCCCCGUCUCCUGUCAAGUUUCAGAUGAUCAUCAAGUGGUACAUAUCCCAGGGCAGUACUGUCACCUACACCAUGAAGGCCAAGUCCUUCUCUACCGACUGGAUUGGCCUGUACAAGGCAGACUUCAAGAGCUUCAGUGAGUAUGUGAGCUACAUCUACGCGGAGGAGGGGGCAGAGGAACGUGGUGACCGCGGGGUCAUCAUGGAGUUCCCUGCCAGUAAACUGCGUGUGGCUGCGGGGCAAUAUGUCCUGUGCUACCUGACCAAGAACUACUCUCUACAGGGCAUUACCAAUGAAUUCAUGAUUAGCCCCUAAGUGCUGCUUCUACGGCCAUCAUACUGAUAGCCCUGUUCAACACACCUCAACAUAUCCAACAUCUAACUAGAGAAGAGUCCUUCUAAUUGGUGCUGACAGUCAUGUGACUUGUACUAGUCACAUGACCUGUGCAUAAUCACCAGACUGUGAUAAGAGGAGAAAUAUAUUUUUGGCAUUAUGACAUUGUUACGAAUAUUACAAAUCUGAAAUCAUUUUAUCUUUUGAGGAGUGCAAUCUUCAUUAUCAGUAUGUGUAGUUCACCCAAAUUAGUCUGAGAUACUCAAGCAAGGCGCCAUCAUAUCUUGUAAGCUGAGUCCAAGUCAGAACAAGAAGGGAAAUAGCCACUAGACCAAGAACACUUGAGUUCGCAAGGCCGCUUGUAAAGAUUAUUCUAGCAUCUGACAUGUCUGAACAGUUAAAGCACUCAAAAUGACAUGGAUUACUACAGGAAUGGCACCAUUCCAAGUGAGGACAUCCGAAUUCAUGGGUACAUGGUCAUGUCCCUUACUUAUAUAAAGACGAGGGAUUUCUGUGCCGAACAGGGUUUCACUAUUGUUCACCUAUCCCAGGUAUGUUAUGUGUCACACUUGGGCUGUACUCCGUUAGAAAAACAUGUAACUUCCUCUACAUCUUCAAAUUCCGUCUGCUGCUUUCUUGCAGUCUUACUAGCGUUCCUCGUUGAGAAGCUGCUACUGGUGAAGUGGUUGUGAUGUGACUUGGAAAUAAUUCCGGUACCUCACUCAGAUGAGAAUAUGCCCAAACUGUACCAGUGUUCUCACUGCUGUCCCUGUGCGAGGGAGUUGUGUCUUGUUCGACGCAGACAAAGUUUAUUUCCUUUUUAUAUCUUAGCCAAAUUUGGGCAUUAAGUGGGAUAUGGUCGGUGUGAGGUUAUUCACAAAGAACCUUUCAAUGAAACAUUAUUCUGGGUGGAUCAGUGAGUUCCCCAUAGGGAUUCUGGGUUGGGGGCAGUCCCCAGCAACCUAUGCUUGUUGUCAGGUGACUGAAUGGCCUGGGUGGUCAGCCUCGGGGACUCCUGGUGUGGAUUGGUGAUCACAAUAUCGAUCAUUGGAUUGUCUGGUCCAGACUUAAUUAUUUACUGGUUGCCUUUAUAUAGCUGGAAUAUAGCUGAGUACAGAGCUACAGAACAGACUGAUCAGUGUGUUUUCAGGAGACAUUGGUUGGCAUUGUGUGUGAGUUGUUUGUGAUUCAUUGGUCCGGGCGGUGAUAUGAGGCGCUUCAACAUGCUGUGCAGAUUUACCACAUGGAGGAAUCUACUGAUAGUUGGCUCGGGUGCAAGUUAGCCUCAGUUAUGAUUCUUGGUCUGUCAGCACAUUGCUGUCCUCCAUUAUGAAGCUGACACAGCAUGAUAGGAUGGAGACACUGGUGUUUACCCCAACUCAACCAUCUUGUUGUGGUCAUCAUCUCCCUGUAAUUGAACUACAUAAAGAACUAGGAAAGUUUUUUAGAUAUCACCUAAGUGAAAACAGAGAUCUAAGGUAUUACCUGUAUAUAAACAGUUGUAAGUACUGCUGUUUCUUACCAUUGUUGGGCUUGUGUGUAAUGUAUUAAGUAUAUACAAAUUAUUAUGACUUCCCGUGGCAUGGACAAGUCUUGGCUUCAGUGUUCUGAGGCAGGAGGUUAUUUACAAACCUCAUUCAAUUUAUCUUGGGUAGAAACAUCACCUGACUCAAGUCAAGAACUAACCGUUAUCACUCCUGGAGGAUAUUUAUAGGAUUGAAUCAGACCUCAAAAUAUGAAUUAUUUCCUUGGGAGUGCUCCUAUUUUAAUUUUUCUUAUGGAAAUAAUUUUGGGGCCAUCACAUUUUUAUAAGGAACCAUAUUCUAAAUGAAAUAUGACUUGUAGAACUAGAUGGGUGAAGUAGUUGUGAAACACCAAAGUUUGUUACGGGCCGCAAGUCGAGUAGUGAAGCAGUGAUACAGCGGGGUGGAACCAGGGGCAGUCACGGAAACACUGGUCAGUCUCUUUGUGGGAGUGAUCAGGAUAAGUUGGGAGUAUCAAACAUAGGAGGGUUGUUAAGACUUUGGACUUACAUUGACCCAGUUGAAAUUAUCCGUCUGGGUAACUCAUUAUGUACUGUUUUUAAAUGUUUUAUGAACUCAUGUUGCAAUGAGUUUGUGUCAAAAUGAUGACUUGAAAUGGCCUAACUGACAUUCCAACAUGUCAAACUGCUCACUUGAUGCACAUACAUACAUAGCAACUGCAUCUGUGUUGUUCAGGUUUCUUGGAUGCCAAAAAGUGGAUUGUUGGUUUUCCAGUUUAAUAUCAUGUAUCGUUUAAGUCUUAUAGCUCUGUCGUUGAUAAGCCCUGGAGUGAUGGUGUGACACAGACACUCUACUCAUGGACUGAAGAAAGGGAACACAUACCAGGCGGACCCAAGUCACAAAGUGACUUAGUGACUUGGCUGAGGGGGACGUCAAUGCAAAAGGUGUCUCCAAAUGAAAGGGGUGGUAACCCCCAUCCCCUUGGAUCUGCACAUGCAUAUGUGGGAGUAAACUGAAACCUUUGUGUGACAUCACAUCCCACUUCCAUGCCAAACAGGGCCUGCUUGUUUUGUUUCUCAGUUUUGCAACACAUAUAGUUACAUUUCAGUCUUUGUCUUGUUUUAUUGAUGAAAAGUAUUGAUAUCAAAUGAAGCAGUAAAGAUUUCCUUCAUGUUUGCGUAUGUAGCCUUUUUAAUUUCCACAGAUUAUUUAUGAGAUGUGGUAAUACUUUUCUCUCCUGAUAUUGUAUUAUGUUGAUAAUACAUUCCUUAACCUGUGACCUUAUUCUGUAACUUGUUUUCACAUGUUGUCCGUUGGCGAUAAACAAAUUGAAGGAGCCUAAACCACAGGAAUUCCUCCCUGACUGAAUCUUUUCUCCUGGUGAAUGCAUGUUUAAUGUCUCCCCUGUCACAGGUGGGAGUGUUCUCUGUGUCAGAUGUGUGACCACAGAACCAACUACACGGUUCACCUGUCAAUGGUCAACACUUCUAUCCUGUUUUGUUUCGGCUAAAAACUUUUGACUUGAUCCACAAACGGAUAAUUAUGCAGAUGAAGUGAAAUUAACUUUUAGUGAAUAGGUUGCCCAGUAGAUCUAUUAUUUACUAUGCUAAUAUUACCUGUAUGCAUAUAUGUCAUGUCUAAUCACUAUUGAUGUGUGAUAUUGAUGUUGUGUCUUAGCUAUAUUUGCAAGAUAUAGCUGUUAAGUUUCAUGUAAGAUAAUUUACAUUUGUUAGUUCUUAAGCAUAGGUGUAUGAUAUAUCUCAGCUUUUACCAAACUUACAUGAUUGCCUUAUCAAAAUGAUUAUAGAAAUCAAAAUGUUUUUUAGCAUUAACUUUUAAUGUUUUUACCACUGAUGUUUUACUUAAUCUGCUAAAAUCAAAGUCUCCUGGAACCAAUGGUAGGCUGUGAUAUAAAUUAUUUCUUUGUUUUAGUGUAUUAAGAUUGUUCUAAUCUUUUUAAUCAAUUGUUGCCUUUGUUUUUCAAUGACAAGUUCAUUAAGUACAUUUUCUCAGAAUUGACUUCUCCACAAACUUUGUCAUAUCAGCUAAAUUGUUUAUUCUUGUAGAUCUAGUAUUGGUGCUUCCAUCAUGACAGCUCAAAGUACUAGGCCAAAGUAUUUUACUCUUGUUUGUUAAAUGAUGUAGUUUGUUUGGUAUUUUAUUGGUUAUUCCUGUAUUGGUCAUUAACCCUUGUAUCUGUGGCGUGUAUCUGUGUGGUUAUAGAAUGGUUAGAACACUGUACAUUGUUUUACUCCUUUCCUUACUUGUCAUACAGAUUUAUGUCAUUUUAAUAAUAAUAUGUUUUAGACAACAGCGUAUUAAUGAUAUGUUUUAGACAACAGCGUAUUAAUGAUAUGUUUUAGACAACAGCGUAUUAAUGAUAUGUUUGAGACGACAGCAUAUUAAUGAUAUAUGAUAAUGAUAUAUCAGAGAUCUUUCAGCGAAAGUUUGUGUUUAUUGAUCUUGAUGAACUCCAGUUUAAUGUCCACGGUUUGCUGCAGUGUAUACAUAAUGUCAGCAUAGUGUCAUAGAGGACGACAGUUGACCUGCCAAGAGGGAGACAGUGAGAGUCACUUGUCAAUGACCCAAUCUCCUGGAGAUCUGCACAGUAUUGAUGCACUGUUAAGAGACACAUUGUAUUGAUAUAUUCUUCGUAUUCUGAUUUAUGAAUGUAUUGAUUUGAUUUACACUCAAUCUCAUUAAAAUCAGAUCUUAGUUCUCGCUACCGCUAAACAAAGAUCUGAGGACAUCCCAUUAGGGGUCAUGUCAGAACAACCUUUCAUACGACCAAUCAGAGCGUCGCUUAUCAGAUCAUGAAAGUGACAGUCGGAAUGUGAUUUCUAAUCAUGCAAUCUCGAAAACUUUUACACAGGGUUUUCCGAACGAAAGUUACGGGUUUAACGACUGAAUACAUACAAUCUAGACCAUAUAUUUGCCAUUCCAGAAUGUUCUUUUGUUCAGGUUUCAAAUUUUUAAUCGAGAAUUUGUCAAAAUAUGUUCUGUAGCGUAGUGGCAAAUUUGAAAUUAAAGCAUGAGAAAGCUGCCUUCUGAUUGGCUAAUGUCAACUUCUUGUCAGUCCUUCCAUUGGUCGAUCAAAAUUCGCGCAAGAUCCGUCUGAUGUGACCCAUAGUGGGAUGUCCUCAGAUGAUUGUUUAGCGAUAGCGAGAACUAAGAUCCGAUUUUAAUGAGAUUGAUCUCCACUGUAACACUUAGUCUACACUUUCCUGUGAUGAUCUCCAAAGCCAACUUGCUUGCUUCAUACUAGUCCCAGUUUGUUCAACAUUCAAGGGACAGCAGUAUUAGAAAAUAAUAUUGAUAUUAACCUCUUUACCUACAUAUAUACUUAUGUAACAUAUAAUAUCACAAUGUUAGACAAAUCUAUUGUUUUUCAAGGCUGGUUAAUAUGGUGCCAUUAUCCUCGGUUAUCCAGGGUAUUGUGUGUCCAUUCUAUUAUCAUAAAUACACUGGACAGUCACCAUUGCUUUGUUUAUAGGUAAAUUUGAAAAGAUUAGCUAAAUUUGAAUGACAUGAUAGUAACUAUAGCCAUCUAUGCAAAUCGCAGACAGGAGCAAGUGACAAUUGGUGCUAAGUUAGUGAUAAGAGAGAUGGACAUGCUGAUGAAACUUCCAAAACGAAGCUUUGGUGGUUAUUUGGUCCAGGGUAGUUAUCAGAAUAGAAUGGCUGUAUAAUACCCUGGAGCACCAAGGAUGUCAGAGAAUAUGAUGAUCAUUAAAUGUACAGAAAUCCAUUACAAUUAGAAAUACAAUUAUACCAAGUGUUAUUUGUACCGAUAAGUACCGUACAUUUUGAUAUAUGUUUUUCAUUUUUCUCUGUUCACUUCACAGACCUACUCAAGUUUGAAGACAUAAAAAAUAGAUGUUAAAAUGGCCACCAAUGCAGGAUUUAACAAAAAUAGGUGUUGGCCUAAACAUAGAUAUUAAAAAUACAUAAAUAAUAUAUUUGUUAUGAUAUUCUGUUUGUUGUUUACUUUGGAGAUGAAUGUGAAUGCAUUGCAUCAGUGAUCUUGCUUCGCCUGUAACACUGCAGUAUCUGUCGUGACUACCCUGUAGUAGUAUGUCAACCUGUCGUGCAUGGGUAGUUCUUGCUGCAGUGAUGCUAACUAUGGGAGUCAGGGCAUAUGUUAUUCAUAUUAUAUACAUUGUUGCAGAUAUACCAGAUUUGAAAUAAAUAUUACUAUUUUACAAUA